Messenger RNA from Nicotiana attenuata, 684 nucleotides. Its product is annotated as axial regulator YABBY 5-like. The coding region runs from base 96 to 419 and encodes 107 amino acids. The record is from RefSeq and is a predicted model, not a curated record. Gene Ontology annotation, cellular component: nucleus. The transcript has 5 exons. Gene Ontology annotation, biological process: cell fate commitment; multicellular organism development; abaxial cell fate specification. NCBI's taxonomy places the organism in Eukaryota, Viridiplantae, Streptophyta, Magnoliopsida, Solanales, Solanaceae.
CUUUAUUUUUGUGAGUAACUUAAUUUCAGGUGGCCAACUGCACUUCUCCUGAAUACAAGAUAGAUUUUGGUUCAUCAUCCAAAUGCAACAGCAGGAUGCAGGCAGUCCGACCAUCUAUCACAAGCAAUCCUCGUGAGGAGAGGAUUGUAAAUCGACCCCCUGAGAAGAGGCAGCGAGUACCUUCUGCAUAUAACCAGUUCAUAAAAGAGGAAAUUCAGAGGAUCAAGGCUAAUAAUCCUGAUAUCACUCAUAGGGAAGCAUUUAGUACUGCAGCAAAAAAUUGGGCACACUUCCCUCACAUUCACUUUGGGCUCACACUGGAGACCAAGAAUCAAGCUAAACUUGGUGCUAGUGAGAAUGCAGAAAAGCAUAUAAUGCAUAGGGCUGCAUUGCCAAAUUUAAAGAACUUCACCUUCUGAGAUUGAGAUUCUACUAUAUGUUGAAUUGAAGACAAGUUAGAACUCAAGGUGUUCUAGCGUGUGAGUAUUAAUCAAUAUGAGACCCUUUUAUUGUUCUAUUUGUUGCUUAUAUAUUUUAUAAUUUGUAACUUUCUUUAAUGUCUACAUUGUUUUUCCUUAAUGAGAAACUUUUCAAUUAACCUUUUGUAUUUGAUAUUAUUGUUAGAAUAUACUAUAAGCCAUGCGUAUUGUUAUAGUAUUCUUUAUGAACAAUUAUUUAUUUACU